AUGGAUGUAUUAAGAAGCAUAUAUUUUGUGGUUGAUUUAGGUGACAAAGAAGUAUCCUUAGCACAAUCAGAUUUCAGUCAAGGAAAUCAAGAUAUUGAGGUAUUCCCACCUCCUGGUGUGAACAGAACCUUAGCUUCCAGAGGAAGAUCUGAACACCAGGAAUCCUCAGACACACCUGAAGAGAAAGCAUCCUCAGCCAACUCGAUCGUUUCUUCCAUCGACGUUUUACUCUGUUUAGCUAUUUUGUUGACCUGGCUACUUUAA
This is a messenger RNA of Spathaspora passalidarum NRRL Y-27907, 264 nucleotides long. RefSeq lists its product as uncharacterized. The record is from RefSeq and is a predicted model, not a curated record. The transcript has a single exon. The coding region runs from base 1 to 264 and encodes 87 amino acids. Lineage: Eukaryota; Fungi; Ascomycota; Pichiomycetes; Serinales; Debaryomycetaceae.